Molecule: messenger RNA, 872 nt
Organism: Vicugna pacos (alpaca)
Lineage: Eukaryota; Metazoa; Chordata; Mammalia; Artiodactyla; Camelidae
Source: RefSeq, a predicted model, not a curated record
AUCACUUUUUAAUGUUUUUUUUUUAAUGGGGGUGGUAAUUAGGUAUAUUUACUUGCUUAUUUAAACAGAGGUUCUGGGAAUUGAACCCAGGACCUUGUGCAUGCUAAGCAUGGACUCUGCCGCUAAGCUGUGCCCUCCCUGCACCUGAUCACUCUUUGAAUUCAGCUGCCUCGUUCCCUCAAAAUGAGCUAUGAUUUUGUAGAUUAUCUUCCCUUUCUCUGUUUUUAGGAUGCGAGCUGUAUUGUUGCAUAGUUUGCUACACCUAAAACAGAAGCAGAACUCUGAAUAAGCAUUUAGAAGCUGACGCCACGGGUUUUUCAUCUCUUUCUAUAGAUCAUCCUGCUCCAUCUUCUUCAUGGAAAUUCGUUGCAGUGUUUCUGUGGAUCAUCUGCCUGGGGCUUCUUUUUUCUACUGGAUACUUAGCCAUUGAGAUGAAUAAGAAGCCAUUUCAACCAGAAGGAUGUCCAGGAAAUAUCUCCUCCAACAAGGAAGCAAAUAAAUCAGUUUGCAAAUAUCCUACUUGUCCCAACAACUGGCACCAGUAUGGAGAAAACUGCUACCAUUUCUCAAGAGCUCUGCUUCUUUGGAAAGAAUGUCACCGUCAUUGCAUCCUUUUAGAGUCAAGAUUUGUUAAAUUGAAUAUUGAAGAAGAGCUGAAUUUCAUAAUAAAACUGUCAAAGAUGCAAUGUGGUCUGCAGAAAGAUAACUUUUUCACCAGUUUAUACUACAACAACCAACAACUGAAAUGGGUUUGGCUAGAUGGCACAGAUCUUACCCUGGACAACCAAGACAGAGAGCCCGUGGCUGGAGAAAGAGAAACGGAAAAGCCUUUAGUGGUCACAUGGACUACAGUGACAAUCCUGGAGAUGUGA